GUUCGCUCGCAUGGGCCUCCCGCGUGGGCCCCUGGCAGCCGCGGCGGCGGCCGCGGUCCAUGGGCUGCUGGCGUUAGGGCUGUGGAGCUCGACGCCCGCGCCUGCUUGCCCGCAGCCGGUGUGCCCGGCGCCAUUCUGCCCGGCGCUGGUCUGCCCCGACUGUGUGUCGGUGGCCGGCGCGCCCGACCCGGGGCCGCCGGGUGGCCCUGCGGCUCUCGGCCUGGGCGAGGUGCCCGAGGAGCUGGCGGAGAUCCGCUCGGCGGCGCUUCGCCUGGAGGAGCAGCUCGCCUUGGUGCAGGCGGCGCUGGAGGCCGCUUGGAACGCCUGGAAGUACCAGCUGUUCUCCUCCAGCGGCCUCGUCGUGCCGGAGGAGGAGUUUAUGCGUGAGAUGAAGCCGGGCAAGCGGUUUGCCCUUUGGUAUGAGGACGACACUUACUGGCACGAGCGGGUCGCGCUGGCGGAGGUGCGGCCAGGGGUGUGGAUCAUCACCACUCCCGAUGGGCAUCGCUACUCUGAGAAUAUCAGGUGCCGCCGGGGUACUUCCGGCGCGGUGCAGGCGGUGCAUCUCGUCCCUGAUGCCGAGCUGCUGGAGCCGAUGAAGGGGCACUUCUACCGGUUUCGCACCGCGUUCGACGCCGCGGACCUGGAGCAGAUCAAGCUGGCCGAGGGCGAGUACUAUGGCAUCACUCGUCGUCGGCGGCCGUCGCCUGAGGCCAUUGCCCUGUGGGACGGGAGUGAGGUCGAGUAUCAGGCGCUGAUGGACUCGGACGGGGCGCAGCUGGUGCCCUUGGCUGGGGACGACGGUGAGGCGAGGCCUGCUGUCGCGCCGGGCGCCGCGGCUCUGCCGCUGGCCGCGCCCGCUGGCCCGCCGCCGGACGUCGCCUGGCUCAUCGUCGACCCGCUCCACCCUGAUUUCGGUCGGGAGCGCCAUCCUGCUCCAGACGCCGAGAUGGCAGGUGACUACGCCAUGGCGUUGGACGCGAGUCGGCGGCCGGUGCCAGUGAAACGGGUGCCGAUCGCCGACGUGGCCACCUUCUUGGACACGGUGCACAUGACGGUGCGCAAGAUCCUGGACGAGGAGGGCGCCGCCGUGAAGGCGGACAAGGGUCUGGAGGGCCGCCUGAGCGAGGCCCUGGACGGCGGCACCAAGACCCCUCCUGCGGGCGAGGACGCGAGGACCUUGUCGGUGAGCUACGACGAGCACGGGGAGCGGCACAAGGACUGGCGAUCGGUCUGCGCCGAGAUCUCGUUCAGCCACUUCAGCGACUGGGAGAAGCACCACGAGGGGCCGGAGCGCACGGGCAUCGAGAUGAAGCUCCUGCUGGACAUCCUGUACCUGAGCGGCUGCUACGACCAGGUCAACGGGCCAUCGUUGGCGAGCAUCGAGGCCGUGUCGAGGAGGGUGUGCCAGAUCAUCGAGGCGUACUCCACUGGCGCUCCUGGCCGCGCGAACUGGGAGGGCGUGAAGCACUUCAUGCCUCUGGCCAACUCGGCCUCGGUGGUGCCGCCGGAGCUGCGCUCGCAUGCCCACCGCCGCGCGAAGGAGGAGGUGGAGAUCGAGAACAUGCGCAUGAAGGCGCGCGGGCUGCAUCCGGGUGCCGGCGCUGAGGGCAGUCAACCUGUCCUUCCUGGCGCAGGGGUGAUGCUCGGGGCCGGCGCCGACCGUGGUCGAGUCGACGCUGGAGGCCCAGACUCGGUGGCAGGUGACAGCCGUGUGAGGCGCGUUGCCAUGCUGCCGCUCUUUCCAAUUCCCCUCUCCCCGGCACCUGCCGUGCCCAGCGGACGUGGCCGACAGGCUUCUGGCCUGCGAGGCCAUUUGCGGAGACUGAAUGCUGAUGUCAACGCAACUGUGAACGCUUUGAAUUGGAUGGCUGGGGACCGGCAUCGCCCCGAGUACGGGCCGCCGCGUACCUCAGAGCAGGCUAGUGUGCAUGCGCGCGUCAGAGACCGGAUCUCUUCCCUUUUGACCUCAGGCGUCGCGAUCCCUAGCCGGCGAGCGGCUUUUCUCGAGCUGCUGCGCGGCCGGGCUGUGUACGAUGCAGAGCCCGGUGGACACAACCUUGCCAGUUUCUCCAAUGUCUCCUCUGUGAGCCUGCCUGACAGCCUCGUCGGCGCCCCUUCGGUGCAGGAGGUUGUGGGCCCAGAGGCGAGCCAAUUCUUGGAGCAGAACUACGAGCGCAUGCUGCGCACCUCGACGGACUUUUUGGAGCGACAGGAGUCGCUGCCCUCUAUAACUCCCUAUUGGGACCCUGUGCUUUCUCGCAGCCGCCGCAAGUUUCUGCGGCUGAUGCGGGCGCUUCUGCGGAUUGGACUGGUCACGCUUUUGCCAGCUGGUUCGGCGCAGGAGCACGUCGGUAUGUUCUUUGUGAAGAAGGCCGGCGAGGGCGAGAAGGGGGGGCUCGUCUUGGAGGGCUCCGGGAUAUGUCACUACAUCUACGUUGACAAUCUGGGUGUUCUCUCUUGUGAUCCCUCUCAUACCUCGUCCAUCCUGUCCGACGCGGCGGCUCGUUUCGAGAGCGUUGGGCUCGUGACCCACGAGCACGAGGUGAGUGCCACUUCGUCGAAGGCCCUGGGGGCCCACAUAGACCUCGAGGGCCUUAGAGUUUCUCUUGCGCCCGCUCGACUGUGGAAGGUGCGCCAGGGUGUUCUGUAUGCCUUGUCGUGUCGGAAGCUGUCUGGACGUGUCUGGGAAGUGCUGCUGGGCCACCUCACCUUCUGCGCGCUGAUCAAUCGUAGCAUGAUGAGUGUCUUCAGGAGUAUCUAUGCCUUCAUAAAUAAGUACUACGCUACCCCUAUGCCGCUGUGGGACACCGCUAGGCAGGAGAUGCUGACCGCUGCCUCCCUCCUGUUCCUGAUGGAUGCCUCGUGGACGCUGCCCUGGUCCCCUGGUGUCGUGGCCACGGACGCUUCGGAGGAGGGGUUCGGGGCCACCGUCUCAGAGUGGGGCCCUCAGGACGUCUCGGAGGUGGGGGGGAUCCUGGAGAGGGGCCGCUUUCGGAAGCUUCCUGGAGUUUCUGCCCGGUCGAGGUUUUUCGGGAGUCUUGAGGAGCUUGGAUCUGAGGCGGACGAGGGGGAGUUCGACAGGCCGUAUGAGGUGGACUCUAGCUUCCCGGAGGUCCCCCACAAGCUGCUCACGCAAGCCCACUGGAGUACCCUUCUGGCGGGUCCCUGGAAGUACUUUGACGAGGGCCUUUUCACCUUGGAGGCUAGGGCCCUGGUCCUGGGAUUUCAGGCGCUGGUGAGCGAGUGCCAAGUCAGGAACCUGGUGACGUUCACGCCGGCGCCCGCGACUGGCAGGGCGACCCGGGCCCGCCGUCUGGCGUCCGGGGGCGCGCUGGUGGCGAAGCUGGAGCAGGCCCCGAAGGAGAAGGAGCAACGGACGCUCGACGAGUUGAGCGAUGGAGAGGUGACAGACAAGGACGACGAGAGCGACGCGACCUCCGACACCGUGAAGGUUCAAGUGCGGCCGGCUCGCCGAGUGCGAGUCUUGGCGGCCCCGCGGGUCGGGCGAGCGCGCCAGCCGGUGGAGGCGAAGCGGCUGCAGGGGCUGGGUCUUCUGCCGCUGGAGUCGAGCGCGGUUCAGUGGAAGACGGAGACCGACUACUACGACGCGGUGAACGCUUGGCGGGCUCGAGCCCGCGAGCUGGGCGAGCCUCUCGGCGUGGCUGCCGAGGUGGACGCGUCGGUGGUGCGGCAGCUGCAAGAGCUUUUCGACCAAGGCGAGAACCUCAGCAAGGGCGAGAAGCUCGUGGCCGGGCUGGAGCACUUCCUGCCCGAGUUCGGGCGGCAUGGAGGCCUUCAUCUUUCCCGGUGCUACCGGGCUCUGAAAGGCUGGAGACGCCGCUGCCCGCCACGAUCGCGCCGCCCCCUGGCCUUCAGCAUCUGGGCAGCCAUCAUCUGGGAGCUGUGCCGCGCGAACUUCUGGAACAUGGGGGUGUACACGCUGUUCAUGCUGGUGACCUACAUGCGGCCCUCGGAGCCCCUGAAGCUGCUGAAGGAGGACCUCCUCGCCCCGGCGCAUGGGCUCUCUGCCUCGUGGAUCUGCUUCGCCUUCCGGCAGGAGCGGGGAGCGGCGUCCAAGACGUACGCGACGGACGAGAGCAUCGACCUGAGCUGCAGGUGGGUGCCCUACCUGACGACGGUGGUUGCUGCGCUGCGAGCAGGCGACCCCAAGGCCAAGGUCUUCGACUUCAAGUACAGCAGCUACACGCGCCAGUUCAAGAUCGCCUGCAAGAAGCUGGGGCUGACGGCCGUGCCUUAUCAGGCGGACAAGUCGGUGCUGAGGUACGACAGCAAGGCCAAGAUUGUCGAGAGCGUCGACAAGCUGAGCGCCUCGUUGGCGUCUCACGUGCACAGGUGCGAGCUCCAGCUCGGGCCCCUUUUGUGCGGCCAGAUCGACCCCUCGGCCAUCGCACCGCCCGUCAUCCCGAGCUCG
Messenger RNA from Prorocentrum cordatum, 4435 nucleotides. Lineage: Eukaryota; Dinophyceae; Prorocentrales; Prorocentraceae. The record is from the annotation of a GenBank genome assembly.